AGCAUCAUGUGACUAAACUUUAUACCGAGAACUAUACCGAACACAUACGACAGCAAAUACUGCAGUUUUGAGCAUUUGCUGCAUUUUCGAACUCCAACUCCCCCAGCGCUGAGCUCUGUCUUUAUCAAUUUGGUGCGAGCUAUGAAUGUUUCGUGAUCAAACUAGCGACGUCUUAGCAUAACUCCCAGUAAGUUCCUGUUCAGUAUGAGUAAAAUUGGAAGCGGAAGUUUUGCAGAAUCGGAUCCUGACUCAUACGGCGCAGUAUCCGACCCCAUCCACCAUGCAACCGCUGUUACAGCAUUUGGCAAGAUCAAGACAUUUGCAGGCCUUGAGAAGGAUGAAUGGUUGUUUGUCAUUAUUUCUACCAACAACAUCCUAUUUGCUAUUGGACUAACUAUCGAAAGACUGGUUAAUCUCCCUCAGAAUUCCACAGACUACACAUUUGCAAUCAUUCUCUUCAUUAACACAGUGUUUUGUCUGUAUUAUGCUAUCCAUGGAGUUCUGAGGGAGCGAGAGUUUGAAAUAUAUGCCUACAUUGCUGCCACUGCAGUCCUUAUAAUCUAUAUUGUCCUGGACUUGGCCUUGAAUACCAGUCGCCCUGCCGUCAAGUGGGCUCGUUUUGGGCUUCUUGUGUUCUUUGGACCAUCAAAUGUCUAUUAUGGAUAUAAGGUUGUCAAAGGAUUUGGAUAUCUAGAGUUCAAGACUGUUGGGGCUGCUGUGUCUCUACAAAAAAUGUACAGAUUAGCAGGAAUAUUCUCUGUUCUUCUGAAGUUUGAUCUACAGCUUGCAGUCAGCUUGCUGGUUCUCGUCAUCCAAAACACGACAUCACUGAGUCUGCAAGAGAAGCUGGUAGUAGGAAUCGGUGUCCCUGUUCAAGUCAUAUGGGCUUACCUUGGUUGGAUCAUAAUGCGGCGUGAAAUUCUAAACCUUGUCUGGGUUUUUCUGCCAUGGUCUUUCCUUGAGCCUGGCUACCUCAUUUAUAGAACAUAUGAUAUAAUAGCCAACUGGAAAUCUCAAGACAAUUCCAACAUACUCUUCUAUACGUUUUUUGGAGCAGCUGCGCUGGCUUUAAUCAUACGGGUUCUUGUUCUUGUCUCUUUGAGGUUUGUCGUAAACAACUUUGGCCAAGGUCUCCGUGAGAUGGUGUUCGCUUUGCCCAUCAGCGACGAUCAGCCACCAAUUCUACCGAGGAAACGGGAUAUCGCAAAAUGCUGCGGUAUUGUGUGCUGCGGGCCGCUGGGAUGAUGACGUGAUGUACUCUUUCCCCUCGACAGCUACCAGGAGGUAGGGGAAAGGCUCUCCGUAAGCAAGACUAGGACUUUUCCUAUGUGUUAGACGAGUUAUAUUAUACUGUGCAAAGAACGAAAAUACAAGAAGCUCCCAUAGGUAUACGCAAAGAGAGCCAAAUCAGAGUCGAAAAGAUCUGUUGCUGAUCUGGUGGAGUGCGGGACAAGAGGUUGCUUUAAAGGCAUAGUAUGUAAUAGCAGUGUAACAAGGUAAUAGCAUUUUUCCUAUUGUAUUGAGUAUCAGCGGGCUGGGAAAAGAAAAAGAGGUAAUCAGAAUGAAAUUUCCGAUAAAAUGCAGAUAGACACACUACUCAUAUUAGAAGAAAAAUAAAUAUAGACAUCAUAUGAGCGACAUAUAACAUUUUUGGACCGGAAAACAGUAGCUGUCACCAUGCAUUCUUCGACGGCAAGCAAAAUAUUGGUAACCGCAUUAAUAAGAGUAUAAAUACCGAAAUAAUAAGAGUAUAAAUAUUUUUUAAGCCCGUGCUAUGGGCAAUAAAGAAUAAAUAGUAGUGUUCCGAAACUCCGAAGAAAUUCUUUACAAACUAAAAAGGUAGCAAAAGUAGUCUUUGUCUCUUGUAGUGUUUGUCUAAAAUAAGUGAUUUUGAUGGAACUAUUACCGAAAAAGACAAUACUUGUAAUUGAGUGAGUUAUAUUUUGUUCUAAUGAAAUGAUCAUGCCGUGCAUUGUCUAUUAUGCAAUAGAGAUUUUAUUAAAUAAAAAGUCUAAUUUAAA
Messenger RNA from Nematostella vectensis (starlet sea anemone), 2021 nucleotides. RefSeq lists its product as uncharacterized. NCBI's taxonomy places the organism in Eukaryota, Metazoa, Cnidaria, Anthozoa, Actiniaria, Edwardsiidae. The transcript has 10 exons. Bases 205 to 1245 code for a protein of 346 amino acids. The record is from RefSeq and is a predicted model, not a curated record.